AUGGCGAACAUGUUUGGAGCCUUGAACAGAUUCAUCUCGCGCCUGGACGCCGACCCACAAGCUCAGAAGCAGAGCGGAGGAGGAUCCGACACGUACGGAUUUCAAGUGCUUCGCAACAACAACCCCGAGCUACCCCUGGAGCCAUGGUUCGACUCGAUCAUUGGUAUAAAUGGCCGCACCAUUCCUAGCCUAUUUGUCCAGGAGUUGCGCAACUGCGCCGGCACCAACAUCAGCCUGGGAGUCUACAGUGCCAAAGGACAGCAGAUCCGCGAAGUCUUCAUCUCGAUCCCACCAGACAACUCGCCUCUGGGUCUCGCCUUGCAGUGGUCACCGCUCACGACAACCGAAGCCGUCUGGCACAUUCUUGAUGUCAUUCCCAACUCGCCUGCCGACGUUGCUGGCCUGUUGCCUUACAGCGACUAUGUCAUCGGCAGCCCGGAAGGCUUGAUGAGAGGCGACAGUGGGCUUAGUGAGCUCAUUGAAGACUACGAUGUGACGCGCAUGAUCACCAUCACACCCACGAGAGGCUGGGGCGGCGAUGGUGCAUUGGGCUGCGUUCUGGGCUUUGGAGCCCUUCACCGCGUGCCUGCNCCCUUGAACGAGCCGGCACAAGCCCCUGGAGAAACCCUGUUCGAAACAGCCCGCUUCAGUAACGAAGAACCUCGCUCAACUCCGACUCCGGCUGGCGACUUUCUCGUACCCGCCAACCUGAACCUCAGCGCCACAACUCCACCUGCAAGCAUCAGUAUGGGCGGGGAGAAGAGAGGUGCUAGGAAACAAAGGGUACACCAUGCCAUAUCCCCUACUGCUGGGCUUGACGACUAUUUCGCCGAGGGAGAGCAGAAGAGCCGUGAGUUGGACAACGCUCCCACACCAAAGCCAACUGCAGGUCUGCCACCACCACCAAAGGCAGGUGGCCCACCAAGAGCUACCAAAUCGCCUGUCGUCGAUGCAGCUUCUGAGGAGCUCGAAGCAGAAGUAGGGGACGCAUGA
Molecule: messenger RNA, 993 nt
Organism: Aureobasidium vineae
Lineage: Eukaryota; Fungi; Ascomycota; Dothideomycetes; Dothideales; Saccotheciaceae
Source: the annotation of a GenBank genome assembly